UGGACUCCCGUCUUUUCCUGCUGGAGUUGUGGGUGCAUGGCGGCGGACACAAAGAGCUGAGAGCGACCUCGGACAGCCAGAGAGCAGCAGCAGAACGCCGGGAAGCCGGAGCCACCAGACGCUCCUCGUUUUCCAGGUUCUCCAGUCCGGGAUCGUUCCUGCGGGAAACUGUCGGGGAAAACUUUGGGAAAGUUUCGGGAGAGCUCCGACGGGAGUUUUGCGGCCGAUCGGGAGGACGGAGCGGGCGGGCAGGAUGCAGAACCUGAUCCGGGCUCUGGUGGCGUGCAGCUGGCUGGCCGCGGUGUGCGUCCGCGGCGCCAUGGAUGAAUGCGCGGACGAGCAGGGCCGACAGCAGCGCUGCAUGCCGGAGUUCGUGAACGCGGCCUUCAACGUGACGGUGGAGGCCACCAACACCUGCGGCUCCCCGCCGGAGGAGUACUGCGUCCAGACCGGCGCCACCGGGGUCACCAAGUCCUGCCACAUCUGCGACGCGCGGGACCCCCGGAACCACCACAACGCCGCGUACCUGACCGACUACAACAACCAGCAGGACGCCACCUGGUGGCAGAGCCAGACCAUGCUGGCGGGGAUCCAGUACCCCAACUCCAUCAACCUCACCCUACACCUCGGUAAGGCCUUCGACAUCACCUACGUUCGGCUGAAGUUCCAUACCAGCCGUCCGGAGAGCUUCGCCAUCUACAAGCGGAGCAGAGAGGGCGGCCCCUGGGUGCCGUACCAGUACUACAGCGGCUCCUGCGAGAAGACUUACAGGAAGCCGAGCCACGGCUUCAUCCAGACCGGCGGCGACGAGCAGGAGGCGCUCUGCACCGAUGACUUCAGCGACAUCUCGCCGCUCACCGGAGGAAACGUGGCCUUUUCCACGCUGGAGGGCCGACCGAGCGCCUACAACUUCGACAACAGCCCAGUCCUCCAGGACUGGGUGACGGCCACAGACAUCAGAGUGACCCUGAACAGGCUCAACACGUUCGGAGACGAAGUUUUCAACGAUCCCAAGGUCCUCAAGUCCUACUACUACGCCAUCUCUGACUUCGCCGUGGGAGGAAGGUGUAAGUGUAACGGCCACGCCAGCGAGUGUGUGAAGGACAGCGGGGGCCGGCUGGUCUGCGACUGCAAACACAACACGGAGGGCGUCGACUGCAGCGUGUGCAAAGCUUUCUUCAACGACCGGCCGUGGAUGAGGGCGACGGCCGACAGCGCCAACGAGUGUCUGUCCUGCGACUGUAACAGGAAGAGCUCAGACUGUUACUUCGACGCCGAGCUGUACCGGGCCACGGGUCACGGAGGUCACUGCAGGAACUGCGCCGACAACACCGACGGGCCCAACUGUGAGCGUUGCCUCGACAACUACCACAGAGACCAGAGCGGCAACCGCUGCCUGCCCUGCAACUGCAACUCCAUCGGUUCUGAGUCUCCUCAGUGCAACAACAGAGGCGUAUGCGCCUGCAAACCCGGAGUAACCGGGGAGAAGUGCGACCGCUGCCAGCCGGGGUUCCACAGCCUGACCGAGGCCGGCUGCAGGCCUUGCAGCUGCUCGCCGUCAGGCAGCACCCAGGAGUGUGACGUCAACACGGGUCAGUGCCGCUGUAAAGACAACGUGGAGGGCUUCAGCUGCGACAGAUGUAAACCAGGUUACUUCAACUUGGACCCCAACAACCCUCAGGGCUGCACGGCCUGUUUCUGCUUCCAGCACUCGUCUGUGUGCGACAGCGCCGAAGGCUACAGCGUCCACACCAUCAGCUCCACCUUCGACAGAGGUACAGAGGAGUGGAGCGGCCAGACGCGGGACGGAUCCACCGUCUCUGUCCAGUGGUCUCCCGCCGGACAGGAAGUGUCCUUGGUGUCUGAAGACUACCAGCCCCUGUACCUGGUGGCCCCAGAGAAGUUCCUGAGGAAUCAGAUGCUGAGUUAUGGACAAAACCUGAGCAUGACGUUCCGAGUGGAGCGGCGGGACGCCCGGCUGUCGGCCGAGGAUCUGAUCCUGGAGGGGGCCGGCAUGAGGCUGGCCGUGCCGCUCAUCGCCCAGGGCAACGCCUACCCCAACGAGAACAUGCAGACCUUUGUGUUCAGGCUCCAUGAGCAGCCAGGUUACCCCUGGAGACCUGCCAUCAGUGACUCCGACUUCCAGAAACUUCUCCACAACCUGACGGCCAUCAAGAUCCGGGGCACCUACAGCGAGCGCAGUGCUGGUUACCUGGACAACGUCUCCCUGGUGACGGCGAGGAGGGGCUCAGGUGUGCCGGCCCGCUGGGUGGAGCGGUGCUCCUGUCCGCCGGGUUACCAGGGUCAGCACUGUGAGCAGUGCACCCUGGGAUACCGCCGGGCCCAGCGGGAGCUCGGACCCUUCAGCUCCUGUGAAGUCUGCAACUGCCAUGGACACAGCGACGCCUGCCACCCUGAUACUGGAGCCUGUGACUGUCAGGACAACACUGCCGGGUUGAGCUGCGAGCGCUGCAAGGACGGGUUUUAUGGCGACGCCACUCAGGGCGCAGCGGGCGACUGCCGGCCGUGUCCCUGCCCCGGCGGAGCCACCUGCGCCGUCGUCCCCAAAACCAGAGAAGUGGUUUGCACCAACUGUCCUGCUGGAACCACAGGUAAGCGCUGUGAGCUCUGCGACGACGGGUUCUUUGGGGACCCUCUGGGUCAGAACGGGCCGGCCCGACCCUGCCGCUCCUGCCAGUGCAGCAAUAACAUCGACCCCAACGCCGUCGGCAACUGCAACCGCGAGACAGGAGAAUGCCUCAAGUGCAUCUACAACACCGACGGCUUCUUCUGCGACCGCUGCAAGGCGGGCUUCUUCGGAGACCCGCACGCCUCCAACCCUGCUGAGAAGUGUGCAGCCUGCUCCUGUUCUCCGCUGGGCACAGUGGAUCAGCAGACCAGCUGCUCUCCGGUCACCGGUCAGUGUCAGUGUCUCCCUAACGUGGAUGAACGCGACUGCAGCGCCUGCCAGUUGGGAUUCUUCAACCUGCAGAGCGGCAGUGGCUGCGAGGAGUGUAACUGCAACCCAAUCGGCUCCACCAGUGGUGACUGUGACAUCGACUCAGGACAAUGCGAGUGCCAACCCGGCGUCGCCGGCCAGCACUGUGACCGCUGUGAGGUCAACUUUUUCGGCUUCAGCUCCUCUGGAUGCAAACCGUGUGACUGUGACCAUGAAGGCUCUCUGUCAGGUCAGUGUAAGGAAGACGGCCGGUGCGAGUGUCGGCCCGGUUUCGUUGGAGCUCGAUGCGAUAUGUGUGAGGAGAAUUAUUUCUACAACCGGUCAGUGCCAGGCUGCCAGCAGUGUCCGUCCUGCUACGGUCUGGUCCGAGACAAGGUGAACCAGCAGAGACAGAAGCUCCAAGAACUCCAGACGCUGAUAGAUAAUCUGGGCUCCGGCCAGGAUACGGUCAGUGAUAAGGCCUUUGAGGACAGAUUGAAGGAGGCAGAAAAGGUCAUCAUGGAGCUGCUGGCAGAGGCUCAGAAUAGCAAAGACGCAGACCGAGGUCUGCUGGACCGUCUGAACUCCCUGAACGCCACCCUGACCACCCAGUGGAACCGACUGCAGAGCAUCCGCAACACGGUGGACGGCACCAGCGCUCAGGCUGACCGCGCGCGUGACAGAGUCCGAGACGCCGAGAGCCUGAUAGACCGAGCUCGGCAGGAACUGGCCAAGGCCAAGGAUGCCGUCAGCAAAGUGGACAUCAAACCUACCGAUGGCACUGGAGAGCCCAACAACAUGACGCUGCUGGCUGAGGAGGCUCGACGCCUCGCCGACAAGCACAAGUUGGAUGCUGAUCAGAUCGAAAAGAUCGCUAAAGAUGCCAACGACACGUCAACCAAAGCAUAUAACCUGCUGCUGAAGACCAUCGACGGCGAGAGCAAGAUGGCUGACGACAUUGACAAGCUCAACAAGAUCUACAACGAGGCGAAGGACCGGGCCAAGGAUCUGGAGAAACAGGCCCACAAGGUGCAGGCGGAGGCAGAGGACGCCGGGAACAAAGCUCUGAAGCUGUUCGCCAACCUGACCAGCCUCCCGCCGUUUGACACCAAGACAUUGGAGGAUGAUGCCAAAAAAAUUAAGAAGGAGGCGUCCGAUCUGGACAACCUGAUUGACAAGACAGAACGGGAGUACAACGAGCUGCGAGACGACCUGAAGCCCAAAGAGCUGGAGGUCCGGAAGCUGCUGGAGAAAGGGAAGAGUGAGCAGCAGACUGCAGACCAGCUGUUGGCCAGAGCCGAUGCCGCUAAAGCUCUAGCCGAGGAGGCGGCGAAGAAAGGCCAGUCAACUUUCAAAGAAGCAGAGAACAUCCUGGAGGACCUGCGAGACUUUGACAGGAGGGUCAACGACAACAAGACAGCAGCAGAGGAAGCCAUGAAGAAGAUCCCCGUCAUCAAUGCCACCAUCAUGGCCGCCAACGAGAAGACCCGGCAGGCGAAGGAGGCGCUUGGUAAUGCUGCUAGUGACGCUGGGGAAGCCAAGAGGAAGGCUGAAGAGGCUGAGAAGAUCGCAGGCAACAUCCAGAAGGGCUCGGCUAAGACUAAAGAGGAAGCAGAGAAGGCGUUGCAGGACACAAACAAGCUGGACAAAGAUGUUGAUGACAUGAUGGAUCAGCUGAGCGCCGCAGAGGAGGAGCUGAAGAAGAAGAAGGCUGAGGCCGACAGCGACAUGAUGAUGGCCUCCAUGGCGUCGGAUACUGCCAAGCAGGCCGAGGACAACGCUCGCAAGGCCAAGAGUACGGUGAAGACGGUCCUGAAGAUCAUCACAGAUCUAAUGGAUCAGCUGGGAAACAUUGAUAAAGUGGAUCUUAGCAAACUGAACCAGAUUGAUGAGUCUCUGAAGCGAGCCAAGGACAAGAUGGCCGGCAGCGAGCUGGACAAGAAGCUGAGGGAGCUGAAUGAUGUGGCGAGCACACAGAAGCAGAUGAUCGACGACUAUGACCGGCAGAUCCGAGAGAUCCGCAGCGACAUCAACAACCUGAACGACAUCAAGGCAACGUUACCCGAAGGCUGCUUCAACACGCCGUCGCUGGAGCAGCCUUAGCCCCGCCCACAUCGUCCAGCCGCCCCGUUUCCUCCACGCUCACAUCUAACACUCCGGGAAGCGUGCCGACUUUUACCAAAACAGUUCUUUCUUUGCCAACAUUUCAGCCACGCCCAGUAGAGAGGCAGCUGCUGGUGACGGCGGCGUCGUUACAGUGAACUGUGCGGUGCAGAGACGCUGGGCAGCGAGGCAGACGAACCUCGGAGAGACAACCAGAACCAUAAACCCAACGUGACUGCAGCCCUCUGGCGCCUCGCCAUAUUUUUGUCUCCAACAUUCAACACGUGAAGGAAUUCUCAGAUCCUCUUCCUGAAGCUACGCUCUCGAUACGGACAGCAGGGAAAAUAGUUCAAGUCCUCUUUUCUGCAGUAUUCACACCUCCAGCAGGUGGCAGUGUUUUGUAAAGUCACAUAAACUGCUGCAGGGAAGCUGCCAAAGUCCAGACAGAUACAACCAGACCCAAACUCUUUCUCAUUUACAAUUUUCCACAUUUCAGUCUUGAUAGAAGUUGGGAAUUCUUUGGGAAGCAGAAGUUUUCCGUCACAGACAGAAACAAAAUGUCCCACAUAAUUAAGAGCUUACCAGCAGCUUCAAUGGUUCAGCAACCAAAUCUGUUUAUUGACCACAAUAAAUGAAAGUUAAUGUUUGUUUUCAUAGAGAAACAUUUUAAAGGUUGGCUCCAGAUGAACAGCAAUACCUGAACUUAACGCUCUGGUCUGAUUUGCAGCGUUUGGAUUCAUUUUAUCCUGCCAGACCUUUUAAUCAAGGUCACCUUCAGCAGCAGGUCUCCAGGUUUUCUGAAGGUCUUACAGAGUUUCUCGUUAGACUUCUGCACAUUUUUUAAGUGUAGUAACAUUUUACUGAGUCCAACUGCUGAUUUUCUCCUGGAAAUAGAUUAAUAUUUAAAUAUGACUUUUAUUUGUCACAAUAAUUAGCAACGGAACAUUUGCAUUAGCUUGGAGAGGUUAAUGUUGGUAAGCUAGUUUUCCAUGUUACAAACAAUUUAUCUUCAGUGCUAUUGAAGGAGGAGGCGAUUAGGUUCACUGAGCAGCAUCGUUUUUUCACAAUAAAUCCAAAUUAACAUGCUAACCUCCUAUCUAUAGCAAAGAGACUAACUAGUGAGCUCACUAGUUAGCUCACUAACUAGCUCACUAGUUAGCUUGUUAGCCUUAGCAUGCUAGCUUAGCAAACUUUUGUUGUCUCAGGUUGAACAGCGUAACUUCGGACUCUCAAAGCCGGUUUGGUUCUGUGUAUUCAUUAGCAUGAUGGAAGCAGCCCGGGUUGGACAGGCGGCUUCCAGCUAGCUGCUAGCAUGUUCCAGGACAAAGUCUGAAGAAGAUCCUGGACGACUGUUCCUCAGUGGGAGGACGAUCAGAACCUGAGGGGUGAACCAGGAGUUCUGUCUGUGGCAGAAACUUCUGAAAGAGAUGAUUUGUUCCCAACGAUCUGAAGCUUCCUGGUUUCACCGGCUAAAAUGCUGUUCUAAUGUUGGAACGUGACGGAUCCCCUGUUGGAUUGUUUUGUGUGUAAAAUCCCGUUCCGACCCCUGAAUGACCCCUGAAUGACCCCUUCUGGACUUUGGCAGCUUCGGCUCACGGUGCGUUCCCACGCUGCAACGCCUCGCCUCGGUCUCCACAUCCAAACACUAUGCAACUUUGUACAUUCUGCGUAGCGAGAGUUUUAUCUGAUACACUGGUGCUAAUAAUUAUUACAAAUGUUUUAUUUUUGAGUGAAUGUUUUUUAUUAUGAGUUAGAGCGAGGAGUUUAUUAUUAUGCGUGUAAAUAAGUGAUUGGCUGAUUUUAUCCUGAGCAGCCCCAUUAUGUCUGAUCACAAUCAAUCAACUGAAACCUCCAGGUGAAAAUAUAUCCCCUAUCAUAACGUCUGUGGUAUGUUAUUAUUCUAAUUGUUAUAAUUAUUAUUAUCUCUGCUUGCUUGUAUACAGGGCUGAGAGCUGUUGCCUUCCACCUUUACUGUUUGUGUUGAUUCUUUGUGGGUUUUCAGGAGGUUUUGAGCCCAUCAUCAGGCAGGCGAGUCGGUUCGCGCCUUAAAGGACAGCUGUUGGUACGUCAGCAAAGGUUUUAAAUUCUCGCAGACCGAUCCUGGACCACCAGACCCCAGAAUGUCUUCCUGCCGUCUGUUUCAGCGACUCGCCUGUGGUGCCUGCAGCCUGCGCAGCUCCAGCUCUGUGAUCAGUAUUUUAAGUUAUAUGGGCCGUUUGAUCUGCUGUCGUUCUUCAUGUUGGUGGCCAUGUUGCAGCUGCUCAGCCUGCAGGAUUUCUCUUUCCAUCUCUGUUCACACCUGCCUGUAAACCCAAACCUAACAUUUCAAUAAUAAAAACCAACUACUACAGGA
Molecule: messenger RNA, 7394 nt
Organism: Xiphophorus hellerii (green swordtail)
Lineage: Eukaryota; Metazoa; Chordata; Actinopteri; Cyprinodontiformes; Poeciliidae
Gene: lamc1
Product: laminin, gamma 1
Exons: 28
Coding region: 254-5041 (1595 amino acids)
Biological process (GO): tissue development; axon guidance; animal organ morphogenesis
Cellular component (GO): basement membrane
Source: RefSeq, a predicted model, not a curated record